Messenger RNA from Rotaria sp. Silwood2, 1590 nucleotides. Lineage: Eukaryota; Metazoa; Rotifera; Eurotatoria; Philodinida; Philodinidae. The record is from the annotation of a GenBank genome assembly.
AUGGGUUCCGGAAGGGUUGGACUUACGCAAAUAGGAAGAUUAUUUUCUGCUAAAGAAAAACGAAAUAUCAUGAUUUAUAUUAUUGGAAUAAUGCUUUAUAAAUUUGGAUUAGAAGCAUUCAAUGGAUCUAUUGUUACACUUGCUACAAAUCGUUAUGAUUAUGAUGCAUCUCAUCGUGGAAUACCUUCAAAUGCAUUUGAGCGAGUUGGAUUAAUAUCUGGUCUUAAUCAAGCAUUUCAAUGUAUUGGGUCAAUACUUGUUGUUCCUCUUACUAAACAUUGGCCAACACGUACUGUUUUAUCAAUUUCAAUAUUUCUUUUUGCCUUAUUUUCUGCUAUUCUUCUAAUUGUUGAUGCAGCAACUGGUGGACAUAUCAAGCCAUCGAAUUUUGUACCAACAAAUAAUGACACUUAUAGUUAUUAUGGUAAAUAUAAUACAAAUGGCAUCAUACCAAUUUAUUGUGUAACCGGUAUUGCUUAUGGAAUGGUUGAAUUAAUUCGACGAGUUAUUCCGAGAGAUAUUGUUGGAGACAAUGGUGAAAAAUUACAAAAAAUGGAUGCAUUAGUUCAUAUUUUUUAUGAAAUAGCUGGUGUCAGUGGAGCAUUUGCUACAGGUCUUGGUUUGAUUCCUCGCCUAGGCAAUAAUUAUGCAUUUAUUAUUACACCAAUCUUUUUUACAGCAGCUGGAAUUAUUUGGCUUUUUAUUAGUUCAUUUGGAUUGACGAUAAAUGAUUCCAAGGAUGAAGUCAUGUCAACGAAUGAAUCAAAUUAUUUUAAAUCAGUUCUUCAAGGAUUUGUUCUUUUUGGACAAUCGAUUUUUAUUGGUGCAAAAAUUAUAUUUACUCAUCGAAAAUUUGUUUGGUUAUGGAGUUGUUAUACAUUGACACUUUAUGCACAUCGUUAUAUUGAAAAUGGUAUUGCUCCACAAAUAGCUAAACGAUAUUUUGGUCAUUCAGAAUGGUCACAAAUUAUUGUUGGUGGUUCAAAUUUAGGUGAAUUACUUGGUGCGUUAUUUAUAUUUAUUAUUGGAAAUUAUAUUAAAACACCUCUUCCAUGGUCUCGAUUAGAUGCAUUAGUAUUACUUAUUGUUUGGUAUAUUCCAUAUUAUUAUCCACCUAUGAAUAAUGUUACACAUGCUUGGAUUAUUGCUGCAACAUAUCUUCCAAUUGGUUUUGCAUCUGCUGCUGAUGAUAUUGCACUUAAUUCAUUUAUUCAAUCAUCUUUAAGUGGUUUAGAAUUACAACAUAAGAAUAUAUCAGCAUUAGGUGCAGUUGCAGCAUUUUUAUAUUCAUCAUAUAUUACUAUUUAUGCAAUUUUAAAUCCAUUUCUUGGAAGAUACCUUGAUAGUGUCUAUACGUUGAAUGGAACAAUAAGACCAGCAUUUAUGAAUACGGUUGCUGUUCAAAUGACUGUCAUUUCAGUGAUAGUAUUUGCUUCUACUUUUAUUCCAAAAGGUGCCAUUGCAUUCAAUCCAAGAUUUAUUGUUGAUGACAAGUCGACGAGUACAACUGAUAGUCCGAAAAAUCUGCAUAAUAAUAGUAAAAUUACUAAGGAAAAAGAUAAAAGUUCAGAUUUAGUUAAUUAUUUUUGA